This is a messenger RNA of Oncorhynchus gorbuscha (pink salmon), 3959 nucleotides long. RefSeq names its product protein mono-ADP-ribosyltransferase PARP8-like. The transcript is spliced from 27 exons. Gene Ontology annotation, cellular component: nuclear envelope; endoplasmic reticulum tubular network; membrane. NCBI's taxonomy places the organism in Eukaryota, Metazoa, Chordata, Actinopteri, Salmoniformes, Salmonidae. Gene Ontology annotation, molecular function: NAD+ poly-ADP-ribosyltransferase activity; kinase binding; protein serine/threonine kinase activator activity. The coding region runs from base 450 to 3059 and encodes 869 amino acids. Gene Ontology annotation, biological process: endoplasmic reticulum unfolded protein response. The record is from RefSeq and is a predicted model, not a curated record.
AUCGGAAAAAUCCAAAUAAAUGCCAGAGGGUCUCACUAACUGGCGCUUGUUCGGCCCGUUAUGAUUCAUUUGCCUUCAUUGGAAACGGCAUGCUCAGGUCUAUCUUGGUUAAUAACAAUCUUUGAUCUUAGCUUUACAGAUCGCCAUUAUAGGGUUUCAGCAGUGCAUAGCGAUUAAGAGUGCAGACUGGGGCUUUAGGGGUAAAAGUGGAACAGGCUAUUUUAAUGAAAUCCAUCGAAGUGCGGAACUACUACUCCUGCUGUAUAAUAGUAUCAUCGUCGGUUGUUAUUCGAGAUGAUAUCCGCUACGAGCUGAAACGGUACGAAGAUCGGACACCUGGAAUAUAGCCAAAGCAGUAUCAACCAUCAGUCGAAAUACAUCAGUCCUUUUGAUGGGAUGUUAUUUAGCCUUUAUUAGAGAAGAGAAGCCAUUCCCGUGGGGUUUAUUUCAUGGGGAUGUGUUCAAGACAAGAGAGAAUACAAAAAGACGUCAACAUCGUAAUUCAAAGGUGCAAGGCAGAGAAAGACUGCCUUUUCUCCGAUUUCAGAUACUCUGACGCCACCUUCACCUUCACCUAUUCCAAAGGCUCCAGAAGGGUGUCGUACUCUGUGCACGUCUCUGAUGACUACCCAGACAAUACAUACGUGUCAAACUCUGAGAACGAGGAUGAAGUUCUAGUCACCAGAGACCAGAUCCCCGUCAUCUUCCACAGGAUAGCAACAGAGAUUAGGGUCAAUAAUGACGCCAACUGCUGCCUGUCCAUCAAGUCCAAACAUCAGAUAGACAAGAAUCAGUGCCACUAUGCCAUAGAGGAGGACUCUGAGGGGGAUGCUGACUCUGAGGAGUUUUACUAUGGAGGUCAGGUCAACUCUGAUGGCGAGCUCCACAAGCACCCCCAGUUGGAGGUGGACCUGGCUGCGGUCCAGGAGAUGUACGGACACCACGCAGUAUCUCUCAGGGAAUACGGUACCAUCGACGAUGUGGACAUUGAUCUCCACAUCGACGUCAGUUUCCUAGAUGAGGAAAUAGCCCUGGCGUGGGACGUGAUCCGCAGGGAGCCGGUGAUCGUGCGUCUACACUGCUCUCUGACACAGUACCUGAAUGGACCGGUCCCCACGGUGGACGUAUUCCAGGUGUCGACUAAAGACCGGUUUGGACUGGGACAUCAGAUGAAGAAGAUAAUGCAGACGUUCGUCACGCAGCAGUGGAAACUCCAGAGUAAAGAGAAACUCAACUGCUCUCGCAACAAAAACAAGGGUGACAAGAAGGGCAAAUCUCCCCUCCACAUCUUCUCGACCCUCCGCAGAUCUCCCAGCUACCCGUCUCCCGGCUGUGUCAAGAGCAAAAAGAAGCUGAAGCCUGAACAAGAUGGCGCCUCUAAAUCCCACCGCCUUCUCCGCCGGACUUACACCAGCACCGCCAAACAGCAGGUUGAGGUGGACGGCUGCGGCCCCGGGACCAAGACUACCCACCGUCUCCUGGGCCUUUCCCUGUCCAGCGGAGACCCCCGUAUGGACCACGGAGCAGGGCCCGGACCACUGCCCUUCAAACCCCACCGCCUGGGCAGGCCCUGCAUGGCUGUGGUCAAACCAGAGGACCUCCGACCCGCUCCCCAUAAGCUCCUGCCUCGCUCGUGCUCCGGCGACCCCCGCUGUGAGCAUGCGGGAGUGGGAGGAGGUAGUCUUGGGGGAGGUUUAAAGCACCACAGGCUGCUCAGUAGGUCGUGCUCUGGUUCUAUCAGGACGGAGGAGCUGGAUGGACUGAAACACCACCACCUCCUCAGCAGGUCCUACUCCAGCAGUACCAAGAUGGGCAAGGCAGCAGACAUCUUCAAGGACUCUGUGUCUCCGUCCGAGGGGAGGCGGCUCUCUCUUACCUCAGGGCUCAUCGGGAUCCUCGCCCCCUCGCUCGCCACGCCAACGCCGCCAAACAAUGGAGCCAAGUCCAUACCAAUAAAAGACAGAGGUUUCCUCGUCCAGACCAUGGAAUAUGCUGAGCAGAGGAUUCCGGUCCUGAAUGAGUUCUGUGUGGUGUGUGACGAACCACACGUGUUCCAGAACGGACCAAUGCUCAGACCCACCGUGUGUGAGCGGGAACUGUGUGUGUUUGCCUUUCAAACACUGGGGGUGAUGAACGAGGCAGCCGACGAGAUCGCCACAGGGGCUCAGGUGGUGGACCUGUUGGUGUCCAUGUGUAGGUCUGCUCUAGAGUCUCCCAGGAAAGUGGUCAUCUUUGAGCCAUAUCCCUCCGUGGUUGAUCCGUGUGACUCCCAGGCACUGGCCUUCAACCCCCGGAAAAAGGACUAUGACCGAGUGAUGAGAGCCCUUGACAGUCUCACCUCUAUCAGAGAAAUGUCCCAGGCACCUUACCUGGAGAUUAAGAGGCAGAUGGACAAGCAUGAUCCUUUAGCUCACCCCUUACUGACAUGGGUAAUAUGCAGUAACAGGUCACACAUCGUCAAACUACCAGUAACCAGACAGCUGAAGUUCAUGCACACCCCACACCAGUUCCUUCUACUCAGCAGUCCUCCUGCCAAAGAGUCCAACUUCAGAGCUGCCAAAAACCUCUUUGGGAGUACCUUCGCUUUCCAUGGUUCUCACAUAGAAAAUUGGCACUCCAUUUUGCGAAACGGUUUGGUGGUUGCAUCCAACACAAGACUUCAGCUCCAUGGCGCCAUCUACGGGAGUGGGAUCUAUAUCAGCCCAAUGUCAAGCAUAUCAUUUGGUUACUCAGGGAUGAACAAAAAACAGUUGAAAGUUACUUCGAAGGACGAAACUGCUACAAACAAGACUAACUUACAGUCAACAAAGAAAGGACAGCAGCCCCAGUUUUUGCAAAGUCGGAACCUGAAGUGCAUAGCCUUAUGUGAAGUAAUCACAUCCCCUGACCUGCACAAACACGGAGACAUCUGGGUCGUUCCCAACACUGAUCAUGUCUGUACACGCUUCUUCUUCGUUUAUGAAGACGGUCAGGUGGGGGAUACGAGCAUCAACACACAAGACUCUGGCAUCCAUCGAGAGAUCCUACGAGUCAUCGGCAACCAGACUGCCACGGGAUGAACAACACAGCAAUACUGCUGCCUCUCCUCCUCCACCUCUCAGCUCAAAGCUGGAUUUUUUUUUGAGCUGCGGAGGCCCGUCGUACAAAGUGUUUCCUUCCCGAUCAAGGCAGGGGACACACAAACAACUUCAAAGUUUGAAACCUCAGCACACAUAUGUACAACUGAAACACGACAAAACUCGAGGGAAGAACACAUUUUUGUUAAGUUUUCUAAAUACUAUGAAGAAUCCUGCUUUUCCUGAAGACACAGUACGUCUCUGUUUGACUGAUUUGGGACGAUUUCAUUUUUUGUAGAGAACGUUUAAAAUGGUAAAACUCUUUGGUGAAUAUUUUGAGACUUUUUGAUAAUAGAUACGGGCCUUUUUCGGGGAAAAAAUAACUAGGAACACGUUCCUUCCUGUCUAGGAAAAAGGUUCCUUCCUGUCUAGGAAAAAGGUUCCUUCCUGUCUAGGAAAAAGGUUCCUUCCUGUCUAGGAAAAAGGUUCCUUCCUGUCUAGGAAAAAGGUUCCUUCCUGUCUAGGAAAAAGGUUCCUUCCUGUCUAGGAAAAAGGUUCCUUCCUGUCUAGGAAAAAGGUUCCUUCCUGUCUAGGAAAAAGGUUCCUUCCUGUCGAGGAAAAAGGUCCCAUCCAUCUGACCUGGUUUACUAUGGAGUUGUACCUUUUUAAAGUACAAUGUAGACUGUAGGUGUUGAUAUGCACUGUUUCUUAAUGUCAUAUAUCUGUACCAACAACUGGUUCAUAACCUAAAAAACUACAAAUUAUUUUCCACUUGAUUAUUUUGUGUGUGUGUGUGUGUGUACAUACACACAGUACCAGUCAUCAGUUUGGAACACACCUGCUCAUUCCAGGGUUUUUCUUUAUUUUUACUAUGUUCUAUAUUGUAGAAUAAGUGAAGACAUC